CCCCAAGUCGCUGUCCUGAUGUCCUCUUUCUGCUCCCCAUUUUCCUAUUUGUUUCCUAUUAUCCGGAACACUUCCGCUAUUGUCUCCACACACUUGACAUAGCCCGAUGCCAUGAUUCGGGAUCUCUCCUGAGCAUAGAACAUCUAUGCACUCUUUUUGUGUGGAAUAAUGAUUUAAUCAUGGUUCACUUUUUUCUGUACAACUGACUAGGGUGUUGAAAAGCAGUGCAGGUCAGCGCGUGCGAAGGCACGCACUCUAGUUCAGAAAUGGAGCGAGGAUUUCGUUAUGUAUGGAGUGGCCAGAGUGAACCCUUUUUUGGGCAAACUGAAUUAGUUUCCCCUCAACAAUAUUAUUCAAGUCAUCACCCGUCCUGAAGUCCAGAACCGACCCGAGGCGCGACAGUCCCGCCGCACAGCGUUCCUCGUUGCCAAAGUCGUCUCCUGUCAGUUCCCAUGGAACCCAAUCACCAAGCAAUCCCAACACACUCGGAGGACUCAAAGGAUGAGAUCAGCUUGGAGAACCGCAAAUAUUUCCAUAUCAAUGAUUUGCCUGUAGAACUCUUGCGGGAAAUAUUCGUUACCUUGAAAGCCGACUGGAAUGGGCACUAUUCUUCUGAUGGCUGCACCGUGGCUCAUGUGAUAACAAAGACUUGCCACUUCUGGCGCUUCGUGGCACUGAGCGAACCUCGACUAUGGGCAACAUCCAUCAUUAGAUCCGAAGGUGGGAGUGAAGAAGGGAGGUUGCAGCGGUUUUUAGAGUGCUUGAAGAGAUCCAAAGAUGUGCACCUGGAACUAAUGGUGAACUUCACGGGUGGCAAGAGAUGUCCCAGUCCGGAGUUUCGCAGACGUGUCAAGGAGAUCGCAACACCCCAUCUUAAUCGUUGCACCUCCUUGUACAUCAUCGAUUUCGACUUUUGCCUUCCAAACGACUGGAUCCCACUUCCCAACGAACUGAAAUCGCUGAGAGAUGCAGCGAUAGCUUUGGAUCCUGCGCUCCACUGGUCCCCACAGCCUCCUCACCAAACCCUGGAUUUGGGCUUACCAAAGCACUUUCGCUAUCUCAAACUUUAUGCCCCGAGUCGAUGCCUUCCAGUAUUCACUUUGAAUUCCGUGAUGGAACAUCUAUCGAUGUCGUUGAACGAAAAGGAUAUCACCAAUCUCCUACGCGAUGUUGAGCAUUUGAAGACUCUGGAAUUAGAGCCUAUGACUUCCCAAAACCUUGUCAUUUUACCUCAUUCAUUUCCCCAGCUUGAGAAUCUCAUCCUCCGUGGUGGGAGGGUUUCCUUUCCCAUCGUGGCCCCGCGUCUCAAACACCUAUAUUGCCCCUCUUCACUCGAUAACACAAUAAAGAAGGAUAUUCUGAAGGGCCUCAUCUCCUUAGAAGUUAGAGCAUCUAACCUGCCGCAGGAUUGCCUUGUUCACUGUCACGCGCUGGAAUGCCUAGGAGUUUACGUCACAGCGGUCGAGAGUAUUAGGAUGCUGGAAUCCCUACUUUCAACUGCGAGACCGCCAGGUCCAGAUCUCCUACAUCUCUCGGCAUAUCACUGCCCCAAUCUCCAGAGAAUAAUGUUCUCGAUCUAUCUAAGACCUGAUCCACAAGCAGUUGAAUGUAUUUCUAACCGCAUCAUUGAACUGCUUGCCCUCCGACCGCGUCUCUCAAUGGUUGAAAUCAGGAUCCGCACAGAAAUGCAGGACGCGUUGGAUCUAUCUCCCCUUACUAGGGAUCUUCCGGAAGCAUUCCCAGCCAGAGUGGUUGUUUGGGGCCCUGAUACAACAUUUCGCCGCUUCGGCCCGCCAAUCUUUUUAAACCACAUGAAUGGAUAUCCCCACACCCUUCUGGUUCAGCGUCGAGCGCGUGGUUUCAUCGUGCGCGAGAUGCCAACACCUUCACGAGUUACCACAUAACGCUUAAUGUUAAUGAUUGUAGACUGCUGAUCGCCUUCUUGUAACUGUGCUUAUACAUCAAGUUGAAAGAGGAAUUUCAUCCAAGUCAACAGCCAUUCCCAGCAGCAGAGGUUUCCAUCCCAGGGGUUCCCCUACAUUUCGGCUUGGACCGAGAAUCGCGCUUUUUCCUUCAAAUCGACUUUGCUGUUGAUAACCAUGUCGACGCACGGUUUGUUACGGAACUAGCACAGUGCAAUCGCUGAUAUCGGAAGAAGGUCAUUUUGAAGGGCCUCAGCUCUUUAGAGAUUGAGGACGCAGGACGGGUCUAUGACCCACAAAGGGGCAUUCGACCAGGGUUGCCUUAUUCAUUGCCAUAAGCGAAGGAGAGCAUCAAGUUGCUGGAAUUCCUGCUUAUUUCGCUGCGAGUCGGCCAGAUUUAGAUCUCCCACAUCUUUAAGUGUACCUUGUAUCCCGUAGAGCAUAACUCCCUAACUGCUUACUUAAACUGCUUUCCAUC
Molecule: messenger RNA, 2400 nt
Organism: Cantharellus anzutake
Lineage: Eukaryota; Fungi; Basidiomycota; Agaricomycetes; Cantharellales; Hydnaceae
Exons: 1
Coding region: 453-1904 (483 amino acids)
Source: RefSeq, a predicted model, not a curated record